AAACUCGUAAUUAAAUUCGCUUGCUCGGGUCAAACCAGGCUUAGGCUCUGGAUCUGGGACCGGUGCUCUCCGCGUCAACUUCGAGCUAUUAAUUAAGAUUCCCGUGAGUGCUUCCUUCCUUUUUCCCUUUAAUUCUCGAAUUCCCCGUCAAAAUCUGUGUCUUUCUAGAUCCGGACAAGCCUCGAACGAGGAAUUUCGACGAUAUUUUCUUGAUAGAAAGGAGGAAAAUAUGAGGGCGCUGGCUCGAGCUCUUCGCCAGUACCGAGCUUGCUCUCGGUCUCAACGAGGAUCGCGCGUUUACCAUCCCGAUGGAUCGAGUAAAAACCAUCAUCAGGUUUUGAUUCCGAGCCGUCGGGGCAGUGCUUAUUAUUUAUCUAAUAGUUAUCCGCGAAUAAAGGAAUUCAGGACUCUGUCCACCGCUGCGGCCGAUGACUCUCCUCAAGCUGCUGCUGGUUACGAUGGGAAGGCAGGGCCUUUACACGAGUACGAGAGGAGAAUUUCGUCAGGGGAACUUGUUGAUGGCGAUAGCUUCCAGGUCGGCACUCUUCGAUUGUUGCAAAGGCUCUACGAUCAGCUCGUCGAGAAUGAGGAUGACUGCCGGUUGGAUAGAUAUAAAGCAUCUGAAAAGUCUGGGAGGAGUAGGUGGUUGUGGUCACGGCUCAUUCCCCAGUCGUCUUCUUAUUCUCCGGUGAGAGGACUAUACCUUUACGGAGGAGUCGGGACCGGAAAGACGAUGCUUAUGGAUUUAUUUUAUGAUCAAUUGCCAUCUAACUGGAGGAAGAAAAGAAUACAUUUCCAUGAUUUUAUGUUGAAUGUCCACAGCCGUUUACAGAUGCAUAAAGGGGUUGCAGAUCCACUUGAAGUUGUUGCAGGGGAAAUAUCAGAUGAGUCUAUUCUUUUAUGUGUCGACGAAUUCAUGGUGAAUGAUGUUGCUGAUGCUUUGAUAUUAAAUCGUCUCUUUGGACAUCUUUUCAGCAAAGGAGUUGUUCUGGUCUCCACUUCAAAUCGUGCACCAGAUAACCUUUAUGAAGGUGGUCUACAGAGGGAUCUAUUUUUACCAUUUAUUGCAACCCUAAAGGACAGGUGUAUUGCUCAUGCAAUUGGUUCUUCCACUGAUUACCGGAAAAUGACUAAUGCUGAACAAGGUUUCUAUCUUGUUGGACAUGAGUACUCUGGACUUCUUAAACAGAAGUUUCAGCAGUUAAUUGGGGAAGGAACUCCUUUUCCACAAGUUGUGGAAGUUGUUAUGGGAAGACAACUGCAGGUUCCGUUAGGGGCUAAUGGAUGUGCAUAUUUUCCCUUUGAGGAACUAUGUGACAGACCUUUGGGGGCAGCAGAUUAUUUUGGUUUGUUUAAGAAGUUUCAUACAUUGGCACUAGAAAGCGUGCCAAAAUUUGGGGUCCAUAACCGUACAGCAGCUUAUCGGUUCGUUACACUGGUUGAUGUGAUGUAUGAAAACAAGUCCAGAUUGUUGUGCACAGCUGAGACACCUCCUGUAGAACUAUUUGAAAGAAUCGUGACAAUAGCUGAUGCCGAAAAGAUAUCUCCUAGGACAUCUUCUCGGUCACUGAAAAAGGAUGACCUUGACCUCUGUGUGGACAAUGAGCUAGGAUUUGCUAAGGACAGAACCAUCAGCAGGUUGACAGAAAUGAAUAGCAGAGAAUAUUUGGAACAGCAUGAGGCCAGUUUGCAGGAGAUGGCUUGCAAUUCCUUAUAACAGACCACCAACCUUAUGUUUGGUGAAAUAUGCGACAAUAAUGCUUUAGGAGUUCGUAAUUAAAUGCUUGAUCCCUAACCCCAAAAAAUCUGUGAUGGGUUGGGAAAUGUUUGUACCUGAUCCCAAAUGAAUAAAAUCAACAUAAUGUACUCAAUUUCGGGACUGUUUUACAAUGUAGAUUGUGGUAUUUAGCAGAAUAAUUAGUCUUGCUGCUAAAAAUGAAACAUUUGUAUGUUGCAAAUCAGAAGCAAGCUGUCAUGAUGCUUGGGCAACUUAAUUCGUUAAGCAGUGUUUGAAACUAAUAGAUGAUAAUUGGAAAACAGAGAAGUUUUCGGUA
Asparagus officinalis (garden asparagus) is the source of this 2054-nucleotide messenger RNA. Its product is annotated as lactation elevated protein 1-like. Bases 230 to 1717 code for a protein of 495 amino acids. Gene Ontology annotation, molecular function: ATP binding; ATP hydrolysis activity. Lineage: Eukaryota; Viridiplantae; Streptophyta; Magnoliopsida; Asparagales; Asparagaceae. Gene Ontology annotation, cellular component: cytoplasm; mitochondrion; chloroplast. The record is from RefSeq and is a predicted model, not a curated record. The transcript is spliced from 14 exons.